Messenger RNA from Penaeus indicus, 1670 nucleotides. It is a transcript of the gene Argl, whose product is annotated as argininosuccinate lyase-like. Gene Ontology annotation, molecular function: argininosuccinate lyase activity. The transcript has 11 exons. Lineage: Eukaryota; Metazoa; Arthropoda; Malacostraca; Decapoda; Penaeidae. Gene Ontology annotation, cellular component: cytosol. The record is from RefSeq and is a predicted model, not a curated record. Bases 115 to 1545 code for a protein of 476 amino acids.
GCCAAGGGUAUCCAUGGACGCGUUUGCUUUCGCUGGUGAUAAGUCUCGGUGUGUGAUAUAUAAUCGAUUUCUUCUUUGCUUAUCUCUUUAGCCGGUCACUGAAUAGUCCUCGCAAUGGGUUCAGAAACUGAGAACGUCAAGCUCUGGGGUGGAAGAUUUAGCGGCACAACUGAUCCUGUCAUGGAAAAGUUCAACGCAUCGCUGCCCUUCGACAAGAUUAUGUGGAAGGAGGAUAUACAAGGUAGUAUUGCCUAUGCCAAAGCCCUGAAAAGAGCAAAUUUGUUGACGGAAGAUGAAUGCACCACAAUAAUUCAGGGAUUGGAAACCGUGCGCAGUGAAUGGGAACAAGAAAUCUUUGAGACGCAACCUCAGGAUGAGGAUAUCCAUACUGCCAAUGAGAGGAGACUGAAGGAACUUGUCGGUGAGGUAGGAGGCAAAGUUCACACUGGUCGGAGUCGCAAUGACCAGGUGGCAGUCGACAUGAAGCUGUGGCUGCGGGAACACUUGGCGGAAAUUGCAGAACAUCUUACAGUUCUUGCAAGGGUCUUAGUGGGACGAGCAGACAGAGAGAAGUCAGUCCUCAUGCCAGGAUAUACGCACUUGCAACGAGCACAGCCUAUUCGAUGGUCUCAUUUGCUACUGAGUCAUGCUUGGCCCUUAGCGACUGACCUGGAGCGCCUGAGAGAGCUAUAUUCUCGUGUCAAUAUCUGUCCUCUGGGGUCAGGAGCUCUUGCGGGCAAUCCAUUUUGUAUUGACCGUGAGCAGUUGGCGCAAGACCUUGGCUUCAAGAGUAUCACGGAAAAUAGUCUUCAGGCUGUCAGUGAUCGAGAUUACGUAGUGGAGUUUUUGUUCUGGUCCAGCUUGGUGGGUUCACACCUGAGCCGCCUGGCAGAGGACGUCAUCCUGUAUUCUACCCGUGAGUUUGGAUACAUUAGGCUCUCUGACGCCUAUGCCACGGGGAGCUCCCUCAUGCCGCAGAAGAAAAACCCCGACAGCAUGGAGCUCAUUCGAGGGAAAGCAGGGACCUUGGCAGGAAAUCUGUGCGGUUUCUUGACUGUGCUGAAAGGUCUCCCUUCAACGUACAACAAAGAUCUGCAGGAAGACAAGCUGAAGAUGUUUGAAACGGCCUCGAUCAUGAAAGGACUUCUUCAGGUAGCUGCUGGUGCGGUGGAGACAAUGGAGGUGGAUGCAGCAGCUUGCCAAAAGGGAUUGACUGAAGAGAUGCUUGCAACUGACAUUGCAUACUACUUAGUCAAGAAAGGAAUGGCAUUCCGAACUGCCCACGGCAAAGCAGGAGAGGUAGUUAAACUCGCAGAAGAACUCGGGUGUCCAUUUUCGAAGAUUCCUUUAAGUGAGCUCACUAAUAUCAGCCCGCUCUUUGCUGAAGAUGUGUCAUCAGUUUGGAAUUUUGAACACAGUGUCGAGCAGUAUGAAGCAGCAGGUGGAACAGCACUGAGCAGUAUCAAUGUGCAGAUAACUAAUGUAACUGCAUUCCUGGAUAACUUCAGUGUUGCAGAGGAAAAAAAUGGUGUUGCAUCACCUUGAGAAGGAAUGUUUUUGGGCCUUGGAAUCCGUAAAGCAGGUUGCAAAGGAAACUUAUUUAUAUAUAUAUAUAUAUAUAUAUAUAUAUAUAUAUAUAUAUAUAUAUAUAUAUAUAUAUACACACACAG